Messenger RNA from Bipolaris maydis ATCC 48331, 2190 nucleotides. RefSeq lists its product as uncharacterized. The record is from RefSeq and is a predicted model, not a curated record. Gene Ontology annotation, molecular function: protein binding. Lineage: Eukaryota; Fungi; Ascomycota; Dothideomycetes; Pleosporales; Pleosporaceae.
AUGGACGUCUGCAAAGAUCUCGAUAACUUCGGCCGUAUGUUGAAACAGCAGAAGUGCGUACUGCAGAACGCAAAACAAAAACAGGGACAAUGCCCUCGAGACCGCAAGGGAAGAGAAGAGAUGCUGUUAGAGUUCAUGAUGGCUUCGAUGGCUACGUCAAUGAAGCAAAGCAACCAAACACAUAUGGUACACUCGUCAUUCGUUCGCGGAGCAUACCCGCCUUGUACCGUCUCUGUCGACACUUUGAAGUCGUUAUCAAUUGGAAAACUUAGGCUCGAGACACAUCAUCGGGGUGCCUCUCUUCUCCUGCGCACUCUCACGGCGCCAAACCGUAUGACAGGGAUACUAGUGCUGGUAGAAGACCAAAACAGGGACGUCACCGUAUUGCAGCUAUACCGACAGAGAGAUGAGCACAGCCGCGCAGCCUCAGAUAUUAUUGGAGAAGGUUCGAUUCUGAUCAUCAAGGAGCCAUUCUUCAAAGUCAUGGCAUCUGGGGAAUACGGUAUACGCGUAGAUCACGUUUCAGAUGUCAUGUUUCUUGACAAAGACGAUCUAAAAGUACCCCAGACAUGGCGACCACAACUAUCUGAGAUUGGAAAGUCAGCGGACGCUUUGAAGCUUGAGGGGAAUACCCUUAUGGGAAAAGGAAAGUACUGGAAAGCCAUUCAAGUAUACUCAAACAGUUUAGCGUCUUCACAUAAGCUCAGCGAGAUUGAAGUGAUCAAGAGAAACAGGGCAUUAGCAUAUCUCAAAACCCAGCAAUACGACGCCGCACUUUCUGACACGGGCUUCCCAAACUUUGGCAAAGAGCCAUCGGAGAAAACACUAUUCCGUGCGGCAGAAGCGCUGUAUCAUCUCGCUCGAUUCGAAGAAUGCCGCAGAGUGCUCGAAACGCUUUGCAACAAGUUCCCGCAUAAUGAACAGGCGGUUGCUGUUCUCCGCCGUGCUCGUGGUCGGUGUACCGAGAGCAGCAGCGGGAUUUUCGACUUCAAGCUACUUCAAGCGAAAGCAAAGAAGCAUAGACCCCCACACAUGGAUUAUGCUACGUACAUGGGACCCGUGGAGGUACGAGAAACAAGGUCAAAGGGCCGCGGAGUAUUUGCAACCAAGUCGAUGAAAGUCGGGGAUUUGAUAUUAUGCGAAAAAGCAUUUGCUCAUGCUUACAUUGAUGAAGUAUCUCGCAGCAAUGCAAGCAUCACAUUACUGAUGAACGUUGAGACAGAAACAGGAUUCUUGGGCGGCCAAGCCGAUCUCAUUCGAUUGGUCGUGCAGAAACUUUACAGCAGCCCUUCGACUACCUCUGAAUUCACUAACCUAUACCACGGCGAUUACAAAGCAGUGGAUGUAUCUCUUGUGGGUGGAAAGCCAGUGGUCGACACGUUUCUCGUCGAAUGGACAAUGGCUUUGAAUGUUUUUGGCUGUCCUAUAUCAAGCUUGAACUGGCACAGAGACAUCAUAGCCAACAGAAAUAAGGCAAAAUCGGAAUUCCAUUCAUGUGGCAUCUGGACUAAAGCUUCAUACGUCAAUCAUAGUUGUAUCGGCAAUGUUUCUAGGUCGUUCAUUGGAGAUAUGAUGAUCAUACGCGCAGCCAAGGAUUUGGAAGCUGAUACCGAAUUGAAAUUUCCCUGUGCAAUUUCAGAUGAAGCGACGAAUAUAGAGCAGAAGUUCAAAAAUUGGGGAUUCGUUUGCAGCUGCGCUCGCUGCGAAGAUAUCAAAAGCACCAAGGCUUCAGUGUUCGUCAAUAGGCGAAACUUACAGGGGCAAUUGAGGAAUCUAUGUGAUUCGUUCUCAGACGUGUACGACAUCCCAAUAACAGAGAUGGAACGAUUGCUCAAGGCGCUCAGAGAGACCUACACGCUUCCAGCUGAAUAUGUACCCCGACUGUCGCUUUGGGAACCACAACUGCUACUUACCAGGAUCUAUAUGGGCCGAGCUAAUUUCACAAAGGGAAUGGAUUCUGUUGGUGAUAUUCUUAAUUCAUUGGGAUUUAUAUUUGCUGGAUUGGAUGGCACUUUAAUAGAUUUCGAGCUUACGAGAUGGGGUCAAAUGGUGAACCAUCUGGUAGAAGUCUUCCUACAUGCACGCACGGGGUUUUCAAGGCUGGUAUUGGAGAAGAAGUCAAAUCAGGCGGAGUAUUAUGCAAAACUUGGAUAUCUAUGUAGUACUGGUCGGAGAACAUGCAUCGUUUGA